GCAGCUCAGUGGCUCCCAGGGGACACUUCCUCGUUACCUGCUCGGGUGGAGCCACGGUGAGCAGAGCUGGGAGCGGCUGGUUUCCUGUGGUGCUGGGUAACGUUUGAAUGGUGUGCGCCCUGUAACAGACGUAAAUCUGCGUGUUUCCUUUUAUUCUUUUUUUUUUACUUGCUAUGAGAGCUCUCACCACGUUUGACAGUGGAGUCAAACGGAGCUUGUGCCGAGGAGGACAUGAGGUCCGAGAAGGAGGAGGGGAAGGCCGUGUUGCUGCGUGAGGAGGUGGUCCAGCUCCAAGAGGAGGUCCACCUGCUGAGGCAGAUGAAGGACAUGUUGAGUAAGGACCUGGAGGAGACCCAGGGAGGCUGCUCAGCCAAUCUGCUCUCUGCCACCGAGCUCCGCGUGCAGCUAAGUGACAAGGAGCAGGAGCUGGACCGAUCCAAGGAGGCCUUACAAGCUAUGAAAGCUGACCGAAAGCGUCUAAAAGUGGAAAAUUCAGAUUUGGUGAGUCAGAUGCAGCAGCUGUACACAACACUGGAGAACAGAGACGAGCAGCUUCGAGAGUUCAUACGCAACUAUGACCAGCACAGAAAGGAGAGUGAGGAUGCAGUGAAAGUUCUUGCAAAGGAAAAGGACAUACUCGAACGGGAGAAGUGGGACUUGAGGAGACAAACCAAAGAAUCCACGGAGCAGGCCACCAUCCUGCGCUCUCAGAUGGACAUGAAGGAGAACAGGAUCAAAGAGCUGGAGGCUGAGCUCACCAUGGCGAAGCAGUCUCUGGCCACUCUCACAAAAGACGUACCAAAACGCCACUCUCUGAUCAUGGCGGCGGAGCCUGUGGUGAACGGCAGUCAGGAGUGGGUGAUGCAGGCCGACCUUCCGCUCACGGCCGCCAUCCGUCAGAGCCAACAGACGCUCUACCAUGGACACAUCACAGACAGACAGGCUGUGGUCAGGAUCAGCCCCUGCCACACCCGCCAGCCCUCCGUCAUCUCUGAUGCCUCUGCAGCUGAUGGGGACCGCUCGUCCACGCCGAGCGACAUCAACUCGCCUCGUCAUCGGACUCACUCCCUCUGUAACUCCAUGGAAGACCUAGAAGACCAGAAGCGUAAGAAGAAGAAGGAGAAGAUGACUCUGGGAUCUUUAUCCCGAGUGUUCACUCGAGGAAAGCAGCGCAAGUCUCUGGACCCCGGCUUGUUUGAUGGUACAGCCACCCCUGAUUAUUACAUAGAGGAGGAUGCCGACUGGUGAAACUGUGUGCGUGCGUGUGUGCGUGCAUGUGUGUUUUGUUGUAUAUCCACCUUACUUAAACGUGUGUAAGAAACCAUUGUUUAUAGAGAAGGUAGAUUUUACUGAAAAUAAAAGGACUGCUAUCCCCAUAAAUGUACAUUAUGCCACUCAUAUA
Molecule: messenger RNA, 1402 nt
Organism: Nematolebias whitei (Rio pearlfish)
Lineage: Eukaryota; Metazoa; Chordata; Actinopteri; Cyprinodontiformes; Rivulidae
Product: kazrin
Exons: 7
Coding region: 232-1248 (338 amino acids)
Source: RefSeq, a predicted model, not a curated record